Molecule: messenger RNA, 837 nt
Organism: Candidula unifasciata
Lineage: Eukaryota; Metazoa; Mollusca; Gastropoda; Stylommatophora; Geomitridae
Source: the annotation of a GenBank genome assembly
AUGGCGUUAGCAAGUGUCUGUGGCUUUCAACUGGGGAAUGAGAAUUUUGGAUUAAAUUCUCAAGGUCUGAUGGGCGCUCCGUCGUUGCAGGAUGCUCUAUACAUGUCAGAGCAUUUCACAGUACCGUUUGGGGCAGAAGCUCAAAAUACUAUACAAAGGGCUCUAACUGAUGAUGGAAGCCGGGUGAAGAUACAGUUUGAUCACGGCACUACAACUCUGGCUUUCAAAUACCAGAAUGGAGUCAUCGUGGCUGUAGACUCCAGAGCCACAGCUGGACCAUCGAUCGAGUCACAGACGGUUAAGAAGGUCAUUGAGAUCAACCCGUACCUUCUGGGUACCAUGGCUGGAGGUGCUGCCGACUGUAUGUUCUGGGAGAGAGCUCUAGCCAGACAGUGCAGGAUCUAUGAACUGCGUAACAAAGAGAGGAUAUCUGUGGCAGCUGCUUCAAAGCUGCUGGCAAACAUUGUCUAUGACUACAAGGGCAUGGGCUUGUCCAUGGGUACCAUGAUUGUUGGAUGGGACAAGAAGGGUCCAGGUUUGUACUAUGUAGACAGCGAUGGAGAACGACUCUCCGGGGACCUGUUCUCUGUGGGAUCUGGCUCAGUGUAUGCCUACGGUGUGCUAGAUAGUGGGCACAGUUGGAACUUGAGCGAUGAAGAGGCCUAUACUUUAGGACGUCGGGCCAUCUUCCAUGCCACUCACAGGGAUGCCUACUCUGGUGGUGUCGUCAACCUGUACCACAUGAAGCAGACGGGAUGGGAGAAGAUUUCCCAGACAGACGUCACCGAUAUUUAUUAUGAGUUCAAGGCAGAGAAAGACAGGGCCCAGAAGAAGUGA